Vespula pensylvanica (western yellowjacket) is the source of this 1062-nucleotide messenger RNA. RefSeq lists its product as uncharacterized. The transcript is spliced from 4 exons. Lineage: Eukaryota; Metazoa; Arthropoda; Insecta; Hymenoptera; Vespidae. The record is from RefSeq and is a predicted model, not a curated record. Bases 184 to 921 code for a protein of 245 amino acids.
UUUUUUUAUGAAUGUAGCAGUUGUAUGUUAGAGAUGUUCGGUUUUAUAUAUUGGCAAUGCUGGAAAUUUGAAUGUGUUCAAACGUAAAAAUAUGGCGGCUGCAGACGCUUAGAACAGUUUCUCUUGCUGCGAUAUAAAUAAUAAUUAAUAAGUUUUUCUUGAUUAUGUAAUGUGUCAUACAAGAUGGGAUUAGAAAAAUACGAAUGUGAUAUUGCUCAUGUCUUACAAAAUGGUGACUUUACUAUAUUGGAAAAAUUAUCAUCAUUUUGUUGCGAAUUUGAAAAACGCAUCAUUUUGAAGAUUGAAAAUGCAACGGCUGGUAAAAAUGAAUAUUCACAAACGAAGCAAACAAAUAUGGUCAAAAUAUCAGAGUUACAAAAACAAAUGGAAACAUUAAAAUAUGAAAUAGAUGAUAUAAUGUUGAACCAAAAAAUUGUAGAUAAAAAGAUCAGUAAUAUAAUCAAACAAGAAGAAAUAUUACAAAAAGAUAUAGUAGAAGUCAAGGCAUAUAGAGACGGUUUAUCUCUGGAAUUGGUUGACUUAAAACAAGAGGUACAAGAUAGGAAAGAGAAAAAACGCAAAGAUUGGGAUGCUAUUAAGAGAGCUACAAAUGUUUACAAAUAUAAUUUGAAUUUUGGUAUCAACAUAGAAGAGAAAGAAGAUUAUGACGAUGUGAAGGUAUCAUUUUUUAAAAACAACGAACAUACAAAGGAUAAAUAUUACGUACAUUUGAUUAAUAAAGACAAAUUAUGGAAAGUUCUUAUAUUAGUCAAGGAAAUACAGCCUACACUUAAAAAAGAACAUUUGAUCGAUCUAAAAGGCACUGUCGACUUUACUAGGCAAUCACACGUGUCCAACAUCACUGCAUUUCUAUGUCUUUUAAGGAUUGUCUUUUUAAAGUAUUAUAUGGACGGAAGCUAGAAAUAUCAAUUGUACAUUAAAUGCUUUUAUUAUAAUACUAGUAUUAUACUAGUAAUGACAAUUAGAGGAUAAGUAUAUUUUUAUAAUAUGGAAGAUAGAAAUUAGAAGAGUAAAGUCUUUAUUAAUAAAAAUUAAAGUAUC